GCAAGAAGAUUAGACGGAGCCAGUUUCUCUCUCUCAAGGCUCAAACCCAGGAACAAAGUGGAGGCGAUAGAGGAGGAGGAGAGGGAAGACGGUAUUCCUCGUCUUGUCCCUUCUCUGCUGCUGUUUCUUUGCGUUCAUUAGCAGUUCUCUGUAGAGAUGGCGCGCAAGGGAGUUCUCAUUGGCAUCAACUAUGCCGAUAACAGGCAGAUCCCGACUCUAGACGGUCCUGUCCAUGAUGUCGAGCAGGCGAAAUCCAUGCUCACGUCAUUGUACGGCUUUGCGGAGUCGGAUCUUUUCGUGCUUGUCGACGAUCCGUGCGCCUACAAGGGUUGCGCUCUCUCUCCGACGAAGUCCAAUGUGUUGGCCGCACUGGAUUGGCUGGUGAAAGGUGCGCGUGAUGGCGACGUUCUCUACGUGCAUUUCUCCGGCUACGGCUCCCAAGUUCCAUCGGAGGCCUCAUUCGAAGGCUUGGAGGAGGUCAUACUGCCCGUCGAUGCCACAUCGGACUCUCGCGGAUUUGGAAAUGUCAUCAAACAUGAUGCCUUCAUGGCGAAGUUCGACUGCGUGCCCAAGGGUGUGACCGUGGUGCUCGUGUUCGACGCUGGGUUCAAGGCGGACGACGAGUGUGCGACAGCGGUUCAACAUUACACGUGUCGCAGUCUGCUGAACAAGGCUGUGAGGACGAGGGGCCUCGAUAAUUCCGGCGUAAGGGCUGGAUACAGGAAGCUGAAGGAGGAUGGGAGGUUUGCAGCGUUCAAGUCUGGGAAUCCUCUCCGGGACACGUGCUUCGCUAAUCCUUGUGCCUGGUUUGCUAGUGACGAACGACAGACGAGCUGGGACGCGAAGAUCGAAGGGAGAGCUGUAGGCGCUUUCAGUUAUUACUUCUAUGGCGCCAUCACCAACUCAUCCAACGGCACGGAUAUCACGAAUGACAGCCUUCUCUCCGCCACUACGCAAGCGCUCUACGAUGCUGGAUUUUUGCAGAAACCCGUGUUCGCAUCCGUUGAUGCCGACGGCAAUCAGAAGAAGUUCCUUCCGCCCGUGCCUGCGCCGCCCGCCCCCGUCGUCUGCCCGGCGCCUGCCGAGCCGCAUCCUGUCUGCGGACCUCCGCGGACGGUCGAUAGUAUCGUGAGGGAUCUGGUCUGUGCUUUGGGUGUCACCGGUCUGGACAUCGCUAUUCGCAUCAGAGAGGGUUGGUCGAAGCUGACAGUAGACGAGCAAGUCGUCAUUUACGAGUCGUUGUUGACGGCGGGAGGUGUGAACGCAGUGAAGCUGGGUGCGGAGCUUGCGGGUGAUGAGCGCUUCCUCCAAACAGUUGAUUGUUUGGGCGAGGUUGUCUUUGAGAAAUGCUCUCGGUAUUCGCUGAGUUACUGGGUCAGGUGUUCCCGCCCGGGUGCGAAUUUCUGCUUCAUCCCCGCUUCUCCUCCUGCCGUCCCUGUUUGCCCUACUCUGUCUCCAGCAUGCCCACCACAGCCUGUCUGCCGGCCAGCAUGCCCACCAACGUUUGUGUGGACGCCAGCAUGUUCGCCGCCGCCUGUCUGCCAACCAGCAUUUCCGCUGCCGUCUCUGUUCCCGUCGGCAUGUCCACCACCGCCUGCGUGCCCUCCAGCAUGUCCGCCGCCGUCCUGCUUGACACGCCUCCAGGAGCUCUCAAUCGCUUAUCUCAAGAAGCAUGCGGUCUCUGCCGAUUGCGAGACUGUCGUCGAGCUUCUGGCGACUCGAAUUGCUCUCUCCCAGUGCGCCGCCCUUGCCGACCAACAGAGGCUUGUGGAUCAGCUUGCGUGUCUUGUUCAGUCUAAGGCAUACGCCUUGAUUGCUGAGCUGUUCGGUGAUGCUCUCCCACCUGCAGGUCUCAAACUUCCCGGUACCGUCUGCGCGGAUCCUGAGGUGAACUACGUGGAGUUGCUGGCCGCGGCCGUUGGAUCAAGCGUCUGCUGCCCGGCCGUUCCCCCUGUUCCCGAGGCAGAGCUUUCCACGGCUGUGCGGAAGCUCCUGGAUAUCCUUGUCCUGGGGGCGGGCAUCGCCGGCUAUGAUCUGGGUGUGAAAAUCCUGAAGGAGUGGAAGUUUUUGAGCGCCGAGGAGCGCAAGACUGUUUACACGGAGCUUCUCCGACUUGGUGGCGUUGAGGUUCUGGCGGCUGGCGCGAAACUCGCUCGCGAUCGCGUGUUUUUGGAGGAAUUGGUCGCCGUGGGCACUAAUCUUUCGUCGAAGGCAAGCGAUGUCUGCGACACCGCGGCGGAGAAAGCCUCGCAGCAACAGCAGGAUUUGCGACAGGUGGUGGUGUUGGCCGGCUGUGUCGGAUAUGAAUUGUCCGUGAGGCUUCUGUCGGAGUCACUCUCUGUUUCAGACAAGCGUGAUAUUUACUCGAAGCUUUUCGCAGAAGCGGGACUCGAGGCCGUGCGAUUGGGCGUGUCACUAGCCAAGGACGCCGCUUUCGUGAAAGAAUUGACGGUUAUUGUCCAGGACCUCACUGUGUUCCUGUGCAAGGGAGGGUACUUGGACGAGUGCCCAGUUCCGGCUGCUUGCUUGCCGAAGCCUGAGGAGCCCGCGCCUCCGGCCUGCCCUCCCUGCGUGACUGAGUGUGUAACCAUCACCACGAAAGUGGGAAAGGCUGCUUUGAGGGAUAUUGUUUACGUCGCGGGCCUGCGGGGCUACGAGAUUUCCAUUCGUUUGCUGAAGGAGUCGACCACAUUGUCGGCCUCGACGAAAUUGGAGCUAUAUGGUGAGUUGCUCCGCGAGGGUGGGCUCGAUGCCCUGAGGUUGGCGGCAGUGGUUGCAGGUGACCGUUGCUUGCUGGAUCAGCUGAAGAACUUCGCUGAGGAAGACGUUCUUUCCCAAGUGCUGUGUGCAAGCAGUGAUUCGGCGUGCGACAGGGUCAGGGAGCUGAUUUGCCUGGCCAGUGUCGAAGGGUACCUCCUGGGUGUGACGUUGGUGGAGAAGAUGAGCGUGCUCAGCUUGAAAGAGAGGUGGGAGAUCUACGGCAAAAUCUAUGUAUUUGGCGGUCUUGGUGCGGUGAAGGUUGCAAUUGUUGCCUCCAAAGACAAGGAGGUGGCGGAAUCUCUGAAGGAAUUUGCUGCGAAGGUGAAAGUGUCGAUCGUGGAGCUCGUCAUGGAGACUGUCAGCAUUACUUCUCCGCAAUGCAAGCCGGACCUGCCUGUUUGCCCAGCUCCCGCUGCCUGUCCUGCUCCGCCUGCCUGUCCCGGCCCGUCUGCCUGUCCCGCUCCCCCUGCCUGUCCUGCUCCGCCAGCCUCCGCCGCCCCUCCUGUUUGCCCUCCAACCUCGCCGAGAGGGGACCUCAACUCUGAACAGAAGAGGAUAAUCUUGGCGCUUUACUACUUGGCAGGCGAGGACCAGCGAGUGAAGGUCCUCGCAACGCAGCUUGCCGAGGAAGGAAAGGCGCUUAACGAGGAGAGCAGAAGGACGAUUAUCGGCCAGAUUAUCUGUCGAACAGGUCUCGACGGCGUGGACCUUGUGCAAGCUCUCAGCGACGGGGUGUGUGUGCUUUCCAGGAAAACUUGUCAGUGACCCGUUUUAAUCAACUGCCAAAUUCGACGCAAUAUGUUGGCUGAUGCGAUGCUAAGGUCAGGAUAUUUGGCUAUGCCAGGCUGUGCUUUGGACGAUUCAUGUCCUCUUAUCGUUUGUCAGCAAUGAACUUAAGUUUGCACUAUGCUACGGGGAAGGUAAUUCGCGGAAUGAGCUGUUUAUUGCGUUGGGAUGUACCUUCAUUCAUUUUGGGUAUGGAUCAUUAUAAUAUAGUAUAGUUCUGCGGGUGUCUUCAUUUAGCUAUCGUAUUGCUUCCGUAAAUUCCGUCAGGCUUGUUGAUAGAUUGACCGGAAAUUACCAAGCUAUAACGCCUGGCCCACAGAGCCAGCGAGUUCUAUAGAGGGGAAUCAAUGGUUGCUUUUGCACCGCCUGGUAGCUUCCGUAAGUCUGGGUUUUUAUCCUGUUAUGCCUUGAGCUAAGGAAAACGUUGAGGGAGGCCGCCCACCUCCACCUCCAAAAUGUCUACGAGGAUGAACGCGCACAUUUCGAUC
Chara braunii is the source of this 4034-nucleotide messenger RNA. The record is from the annotation of a GenBank genome assembly. NCBI's taxonomy places the organism in Eukaryota, Viridiplantae, Streptophyta, Charophyceae, Charales, Characeae.